This is a messenger RNA of Lactuca virosa, 303 nucleotides long. NCBI's taxonomy places the organism in Eukaryota, Viridiplantae, Streptophyta, Magnoliopsida, Asterales, Asteraceae. The record is from the annotation of a GenBank genome assembly.
AUGUAUGGUCAGCACAUGAGUUCUAAGCUAGAAGAGGUCACCAUCAAAUUGCAUGAUGUUGUUGACCAAAAAAAAGAUCUUGGUUUGAAUGUAGCUGUUCUGAGAUCAGAUAUAACAGAGAGACCGUUGGAGGAAACUUCACUGGUUGAUGAGUCCAAAAUCAUGGGUCGGGAAGGGGAUAAAAUGACUUUGUUGGAGAAGUUGUUGGGAAAUGAAGAAAGUGAUAAAAAUGUGAGCAUAGUUUCGAUAGUUGGUAUGGGUGGUAUAGGCAAAACCACCCUUGCCAAAGUUUUAUACAACUAG